Messenger RNA from Aphanomyces astaci, 3047 nucleotides. RefSeq lists its product as hypothetical. NCBI's taxonomy places the organism in Eukaryota, Oomycota, Saprolegniomycetes, Saprolegniales, Verrucalvaceae. Gene Ontology annotation, molecular function: alpha-mannosidase activity; carbohydrate binding. The transcript has 13 exons. The coding region runs from base 1 to 2967 and encodes 988 amino acids. Gene Ontology annotation, biological process: mannose metabolic process. The record is from RefSeq and is a predicted model, not a curated record.
AUGGUGAAAGUGUGGUCAGCAGUAGCGGCGGCAACGGCGGCAACAGCCGGCGCACACACUCAUCGACCCUUGGAAUGCGACCACUGGCAUCCAAGGUACCCUUCUGAUGGGCACUACAACACGACGGCAUCGAUCUCGACGGACAAGCUCAACGUGCACUUGAUUCCCCACACCCACGACGACCCUGGCUGGCUGCUCACCGUAGACCAGUACUUUACGCAGGAAGUCGACUACAUCUUGGACACGGUCGUGACCGAGUUGCAAAAGGACCCGAACCGCCGCUUCAUGUAUGUGGAGCAAGCAUUCUUUCAGCGCUGGUGGCGUGAGCAGACCAAAGAAACCAAGCAACUAGUUAAGCAACUCGUGAAGAACGGCCAAUUGGAUCUGUCGGCCAACGGCGGGUGGGUCAUGCACGACGAAGCGACUCCGCACUACACGACGAUGCUCGAUCAAACUGCUUUUGGCCACAAGUUUCUACUGGAUGAAUUUGGUGUGAUCCCGCGCAUUGGUUGGCAGAUCGAUCCAUUUGGCCAUUCAUCGACCCAAGGCUCGCUCUUGUCGGCAGGCAUUGGCUUUGACGCUCUGUACUUUUCGCGCAUUGACUACCAAGACUAUGAAAAACGCAAAAAGGAUAACACGUUGGAAUUCAUGUGGAAGCCGUCGGCGUCUCGCAACGACUCGGUGUUUACAGGCGUGAUGCAGGAUGGGUAUGGCGGACCCAGGGGCUUUUAUUUCGAUCAAGAUGCCCCGAUUAAAGACGAUCCGUACCUACACGACAACAACAUUUGCGAUCGCAUCAACACAUUCGUAGACCAAAGCUUGGCGCGCGCUCAGCAUUCGCAAGGCAACCACAUCUUUUGGCCCGUGGGUGAAGAUUUCAAGUUCCAAAAUGCGGUCAAGUGGUUUAAAAAUUUGGACAAGUUGAUCCAUUAUACCAACCAAGAAGGCCGCGUGAAUGUAUUUUACUCGACAUUGGGAAACUAUACCGACGUGAAAUUGCAAGACAAAUCGCUUCAGUGGACCACCAAGACCGACGACUUUUUUCCGUAUGCUGAUCGGGCGAAUGGUUACUGGUCUGGGUACUUUACAAGUCGCCCAGCGUUGAAACGAUACAUUCGGGUAGCCAACAGCCUUUUGCAAACACUUCGCCAUUUGGAAGUGUGGGCCGGUAAAACAACCACGGGAGUCCACCAAUUGGCGGCGUCGGUCGGGUUAAGUUUACACCACGAUGGGAUCACGGGUACGGAGAAGCAGGCGGUGGCAGACGACUACGCGCUUCGUCUGUCGGAAGGAGUCGCCGCGGGCACCGCGCGCCUGAACGACCUCCUGCGCCCGUUCUCGAGCCAGCCAUUUGCUCUGUGUUUGCUCACCAACAUGAGCCUCUGCAACACGACCGAUUCGGAUCCAUUUACUUUCUUUGUGUACAAUCCGCUGGCUGUGGCCCGUUCGUAUACCAUUGAACUCCCGAUCAUUGCCAAGAAUGCAGCGGUAGAGCUGGCGAAUGGCACGGCUGUCCCGAGUGUUGUGGUUCCGUUUGUACCAGUAUAUUCGCAACCCAUUGCAAACGCGGCGCCGCAUCAAUUGGUGGUGCAGGCCCACGUCCCGCCUCUCAGUUGGUUGGUCUACCAUGUAACCUUUCCCAAAGCUUCGUCAUCGGAGGAGUCGACUAAUGGAUGGGAUGUGGUGACGGAAUCCAUCAUGUCCGCUGAAAACGAGUUUGUCCGUGUCGAAGUCAACACGGUCACGGGAUCGCUCGUGUCGCUAACUAACAAGGCGACCCAGACCAAACUCAACGUGACCUCUUCGUUGUUGUACUAUCAGGCGUAUGGGAAACAAGGGGAUUCGUGCUCGUCGGGAGCGUAUUUGUUUCACCCAAACACGUCGGCGGUGCACAAUUUGCCGUCUGUGACAUCGUUCAAGUGCCAGAAAACAGUGUUGCUGGCGUCGUGUGUGUUUCAAUUUGGCACGUGGGGGUCGUUGCAGUACAAGUUGCGCGCGUGGGACCACUCGGUGGUCGUGGAAUGGACGGUUGGACCCAUUCCCAUUGACGACGACAAAGGCAAAGAAGUGAUCCUUCGGUUUGAUACGUCGAUCCAGUCCGAGAAAACGUGGUACACGGAUUCGAACGGGUUGGAGUUUGUAAAGCGCGUACGAGACUACCGCGAGACUUGGAACUUGACGCUGCACAACGAAGAAGAAAAGGUCGCAGCCAACUACGUGCCCAUCACGAUUGCCACGUAUAUCCGAGACAAGUCGAAUCAAUUCAACGUCAUCACAGACAGAGCCCAAGGCGCGGCCAGUUUGAAAGACGGGUCGAUUGAAAUCAUGGUGCACCGGCGGUUGCUUUUCGACGACCACAAAGGGGUCGGUGAAACUUUAAAUGAAACGGAAACGGUGGAGUUUGCCAACCAGAAGAAGACGACAACGCAGGGCCUGACGGUGCGCGGGUCGAUAGCGCUAAGUGUUGGCCCCGUACAUUCUGCGAUGGAGUUUCUUCGGGUGGAAGUGCACCAGCGCCAUCUCGACGCUCUCGUGGCUGUGACAAAGUUGAACCCGCAGCUCCAUUUGCCGUCGAAUCCGUCGGUGGCCCCGCGGCUGCCCCGAAACGUCGGGCUGACGUCGAUGCAAAUCGUAGCCAGCACAUCGUGCCUUGUCGUUCGACUGACCCACCUCUUUGCUAUACACGAGCAUCCCGUAUGGUCCACGGUCGCGAGGGUGGAUUUAAAUGAUUUGUUGGGCGGCCACUGGUGCACGUAUCGCGUGACGGAAGUGAGUUUGUCUGCCAACCGAAUCAUUGGACACACCCAAAAUAGCACGUUGGUGACGCUGGAGCCAAUGCAAGUGCGGGCAUUUCAAGUGUGUGAAGGACACAACACGAUGAACGCCACGGCGGUGUAUGAUCCUUUUGUGACAGAUUUAGCUGCACAAGACAUUCCCAUCGACUCGGACAUGCAGGCUCAAGUAUAAUCCACAGUAAUUUCUCCACAUACGACAACCUGGAUGGAGCAAAUAGUGUUACGAUGAUAAAGAACAUGCUUCUGUAGCGA